GGCUUUAGUCCCAGCCGCAGACGCAGAGACAGAGAGAGAUGGCUUGCGGAUAUGUGCUGCUCCCGUUGCUGAUCGUCGUGCUUACACUGGCCACGGGCGUCUCUAGCCUCGACAAUGGCCUUGCCGUUACCCCUACCAUGGGCUGGCUCCACUGGGAGAGGUUCCUCUGCAAUGUCGACUGCGAGGAGGAUCCACACAACUGUAUCAAUGAACAGCUCUACAUGCAGAUGGCUGACAUCAUGGCAGCAGAAGGCUGGAAGGAUGUUGGCUACAGUUACAUUUGUAUUGAUGACUGUUGGCUUGCGAGCACACGGGAUGCCAACCACCAGCUGCAGCCCGAUCCCAAACGGUUCCCGAGUGGGAUGAAGAAACUCGCAGACUAUGUCCAUUCUAAAGGACUGAAGUUGGGCAUCUAUCAGGACGUGGGGACCCACACUUGUGCAGGAUACCCAGGCAGCUAUGGCUACUAUGAACUGGAUGCUCAGACCUUUGCUGAUUGGGGAGUGGACCUCCUGAAGUUUGAUGGUUGCUACUUCAUCAAUUUGGACAUCAUGAUUGAGGGUUACAAGAACAUGUCGCUAGCCUUGAAUAAGACUGGGAGAGAUAUUGUAUACUCCUGCGAGUGGCCUUUCUACCUGUGGCCUUUCAAGGAGCCCAAUUACACAGAUAUUAAGAAAUAUUGCAACCACUGGAGAAACUAUGGUGACAUUGAUGACUCAUGGGGAUCUGUGAAAUCCAUCAUAGAUUGGACAGCCAACCACCAGAGUCUCAUUGCCCCAGUAGCGGGUCCUGGAGGCUGGAAUGACCCUGAUAUGUUGGUGAUUGGUAAUUUUGGGUUAAGCAGAGACCAGCAGAUGACCCAGAUGGCACUCUGGGCUAUCAUGGCAGCUCCACUCUUGAUGUCGAACGAUCUGCGGAACAUCGACGCAGACUCCAAGGCUUUACUUCAGAACCGAUACGUGAUCGCCAUCAACCAGGAUCCUCUGGGUGUUCAGGGCCAACGAGUCAGCAAACUACGUAACUUUGAGCUGUGGUCUCGGCCCCUGGCAGGCGGAGGAUUUGCAUACGCUGUUGUCAAUCGGGCUGAGAUUGGAGGCCCACAGAAAUUUUCCAUCGUUGUUUUCAGCCUGGACUCCGGCAAGGCCUGCCAGAAGGAGUGCCUUGUGACACAGAUCCUGCCGACUUUCCGGUUCCAGGGUAUCCACGUCCUAACCUCGGUGCUAGAGUUCUGGGUCAAUCCUACUGGCACUGUCCUCUUCACUGUCUUCCCUCAUAGCACUGGUUCCUCACGCAAUGUGGACCGACGAUCCAACCUGUGAACCGUGUGUUUCAUGGAAUCUUAACACAUUGCUGUGCUCUUGGUUUUCAGAACCAUUUCAAAGACUUUGACAAGCACAUCAGAGUCGAUCAAUUCCACUAUUGCACAGAUUUCUCCUUUUUUUGGCCCCCAUGUUCCUCAUCUCACUUGGGUCUUCCUGAUAACAAUCCAAAUUUUCAUCAACCACAUGCCCCAUAUUCCUCUAGCUCCUCCUGAGUACUUGGCUUCCUCAUCCUUGUGCACCUUACACAACAUCAUAAAUAAAGCAUUUGUUACUGAACAGCAAGGAAGGGGCAGCAACAAAUGCUCUCAAGCGUAGGGGUGGGGGUGGAGGAGCAAUGGUGAUGUUUGACCUGAGGAACGGUGAAUUUUAAUGUCACUUUGCCAGAUCAUGCCUUUCUAAUGCUUUAUGUAGACAGCCCCAGAUAUUAAACACUAUACGGUAAGUAACCACUGAGUUAGGAAACUUCUACCUCAACUAAGUCCGGAGUGUUGGCCUGAAAUUGGAUCUCACUGGAAUGCAGUCACUGAGGCCCCCCAGAUCAUCACUCCUCCAAUCGAUGAGCCAGAAUACUCCCCAGGUUUUUCAUUGCAGUCUAAACCUAACUCAUUCAUUUAUUCUGUAAGACCAAACAGCUCUCCUUACCCAGUUAAAAAUCACAACACCAGUUAUAGUCCAACAGGUUUAAUUGGAAGCACACUAGCUUUCGGAGCGAUAUAACCUGGUGUUGUGUGAUUUUUAACUUUGUACACUCCAGUCCAACACCGGCAUCUCCAAAUCAUGACUCCUUACCCAGCAUAUGAAGUCCAGAGCUAGCAUCAGUGCACUUGGGGUAUUUUCAAACUCAUGCUCUGGCAUCUUCUGUCCAGUGAUUCACCCCUUCCUGAACCAGAGCAAAGGGCCAUGACACUUUGUCCUUCCUUGUGGUUCUGUCAUGGGAACAAUUUAUACUCUGAACAUUCUCCUGUUGUUUGCACACUGUUCCUAUUUUGCAGAAUUGGAAUCACAUAGGAGAAUCAAGCCCAUUAUAGCCACUAUCACUCAAUUCUGGGUUACAGCGACUGCUCAGAAUCAGCUCUGAUAACUCAGGUCUCAGCUGCUGCAUCAAUUUGUAAAUGGCUGUUCAUUGAAUUGAAUGAUUUGGGACAAUCUAUAGUUUUACUAGAUAAGAUUUAUUUUCUCAAAUGUCAUUUUGGUGAUUUUAAAUAUGAAUAGAUGGCUCCUAUAAUAGGAAUUUUUAAUCUUUUAUU
This is a messenger RNA of Hemiscyllium ocellatum (epaulette shark), 2569 nucleotides long. It is a transcript of the gene gla, whose product is annotated as galactosidase, alpha. The coding region runs from base 39 to 1319 and encodes 426 amino acids. The transcript is spliced from 7 exons. Lineage: Eukaryota; Metazoa; Chordata; Chondrichthyes; Orectolobiformes; Hemiscylliidae. Gene Ontology annotation, cellular component: cytoplasm. The record is from RefSeq and is a predicted model, not a curated record. Gene Ontology annotation, biological process: glycosylceramide catabolic process; oligosaccharide metabolic process; glycoside catabolic process. Gene Ontology annotation, molecular function: alpha-galactosidase activity.